AGGAGGAGGGGGAGGGAAAAAAAAAAAAAAAAAGAUCCUAGAAAUCCAAAAAGGCUCAUCUGGGAAGGAGAGAGAGGAGAGCGAGAGGAAGCGGGAUGCAACUCAACCUGACGCUGAUCUGCUUCGUCUUCGGGGGGUUCCUGCCCGACGCCGCGGCCCGGCGGGAGCAGAUGGACACGGGGCAGUGCGACCUGCCCCGCUCGCAAGGAGAGCUGAACUCCUUCCUCUGGACCAUCCGCCGUGACCCCCCCGCCUAUCUCUUCGGCACCAUCCACGUGCCCUACACGCGGGUGUGGGACUUCAUCCCCGACAACUCCAAGGCCGCUUUCCACGCCAGCUCCAGCGUCUACUUCGAGCUGGAUCUCACCGACCCCUACACCAUCUCGGGGCUGGCCAGCUGCCAGAUGCUGCCCCACGGGGAGAACCUGCAGGAUGUGCUGCCCCGCGAGCUCUACCGCCGCCUGAAACGCCACCUGGACUACAUCAAGCUGAUGUUGCCCCACUGGAUGACCCCGGACCAGCGGGGCAAAGGGCUCUAUGCUGACUACCUCUUCAACGCCAUCGCCGGCAACUGGGAGCGCAAGAGGCCCGUCUGGGUGAUGCUGAUGGUGAACUCCUUGACAGAGACCGACAUCCGCUCCCGAGGAGUGCCGGUGCUCGAUCUCUACCUCGCCCAGGAGGCCGAGAGGAUGAAGAAGACGACGGGCGCAGUGGAGAGGGUGGAGGAGCAGUGUCACCCGCUGAACGGGCUCAACUUCUCCCAGGUGCUCUUUGCGCUAAACCAAACUCUGCUCCAGCAUGAAAGUCUCCGAGCAGGCAGUUUGCAGGCCCCGUAUACCACUGAAGAUCUCAUCAAACAUUAUAACUGUGGAGACCUGAAUGCUGUUAUAUUCAAUCAUGACACUUCUCAGGUUCCAAACUUCAUCAACACUACGCUCCCACCUCACGAGCAGGUGACAGCCCAGGAGAUAGACAGCUACUUCAGGCAGGAGCUCAUCUACAAGAGGAACGAGAGAAUGGGCAAGAGAGUGAUGGCGCUUUUACGGGAGAACACAGAUAAGAGCUUCUUCUUUGCCUUCGGAGCAGGUCACUUCCUGGGUAACAACACUGUGAUUGAUGUACUGAGACAAGCAGGAUUUGAAGUGGAGCACACCCCUCCUGGACAACCGAUUGGAAAAAUGACCAAGACGAGUCCAGCCUUAGAAGAGCCCUCAGCAACAGCCUUGCCAGCUCUGCAGCUUUCUGAACAAGUCCCGCUGACAUCUCCUUCCCUGAAGCCCCUACAAAUGGACGAAGAAGACAGCCUGUCUCCUCAUCUCUUGUUACCAGACAGCAUCAGCCAGCUGGAAGAGUUUGGCAGGCAGAAGAAAUGGCACAAGAAGCAGCACAAACACCAUCGCCAGAGGCAGUUCAAUGACCUCUGGGUUCGGAUAGAAGACAGCACCACCACAUUGCCUUCCUAUAUCAGGAUAACCAAUGGCUACAUCACAGUCAAACCUCCCAUCUGGAUUUCCAACCGGCUGGAUCAGAGGCCACGCUCAGAUCACCCAUCCCAACCUCAGCCUACAAGCUCAGCUUCAGCCUCCAUUUUAUGGCCAUCAGUAACUGCUCCUCUCUACGUAGCCAUAGCUUCAUUUCUCCUGAAUCUACUGCAGCCUUCCUGACCAGAUUAGUAUUAUGUGCAAUCCCUUGGAAUAGAGAAGAGAGAUAAUUUAUGAACGAAUUGGAUGUUAUGACAGCAUUUACAGACUGGACCUUCUCAGUGAAUCAAGAGUGCCUUCUAGCUGAUUUUGUCUCUUUGCCCAGAUACAUUUUGAAACUAAAGCUUUAUUGUAACACUGACUUACAUCUUCUUUUUGUAGAAGGAUCUUUAUUUCCCAUAGUGCUAUGGGGUUUUGUAAAAUAUUCAUGUUCAUAUAAAGAAAGAAAAAAUGUAUUUAUUCGACUGGUAAACUUAUUUUUUUCUUGUUGUAUAUGUUAAUAACAUCCCUAGUAAUCAGUAGUGAUGGUGAAACAGAUAAAUUAAUAUUUUCUAUAUUUGUUUUCUAACUGACAACUCUGCAAAUGCCUGAAGUGACACCAAAAUGAAUGGCUUACUUCUUUAACCAUAACUUUUUACAGCAACUAUCCAGUAAGUACAUUUGUACUCAACUUUAUUUCGCUUUUUCUAAAAUUCUCAUUAGCAUAACUUAAACUGAAUAAAGCAGAUCCCCUUCUCUGUGGCCUAUGCCCAAUAGAGGAAUAGGUGCAUUCUUAAGUCAGCUGCUAUAACAUAAAAUCUCAGUUAUUUUUACAUGACUUAGUAAGUCAUUAGUCAAGAUAACCCUCUAAGUUCCCCAGUUGUCUUUAACUCAACCAUUUAACUUCUUUGGAAAUUACGAGAUUAAUUCAUAAGAUAACUCAAAUUAAGACAUCAUUUUCGUAAUAAAAGAUUUCCUUUUUAAGUCUUCAAUAAUCCCACUGGAAUUAUUCUCUCCCUCUUUAUAUAAACUUAAGCCUACAACCUUUCCCAGCAUAAAUGAUAACAGGACUUGGUCUGCCUAUAGAGUAUGAAGAUGCAGUAUCAUGCUAAUCUGUAGAGCUGCUUUGUAUCAAUUAAAUUAAUACAGAUGGGCAACCUGCAGGGAGGAGAAGAAAUGUCUGGAAAUUCAUCAGCAUCUUGCUGUUAUGCUUAGAGUUGUAAUCUUCAUGCUGAAUUAUGAUUUGUCCAAAAUCUAUUCAAGGCUACAGGAACCAAAGUAAUUCCUCUGUUAUACAAGAACUUUCCUGUUGGUAGACUAUGGUCCCUCUAUUGACUUACAUAGGCAAGUUCUGAAAACUUGCACUCACUGAAAAACUUACUCAGUCUCCAAGCAGCUACUUUUCAUUAAUCAGAAGAACAGCAUCUAUGGGGAAAAAAAUGCAUUCAUCUUAAGAACUGCCAUGCUUAGUAAGGCAUCUUGAUUUUUUCCCCCCUUCAAAAAAACAGGAUGAAAAGAUCACUUUCAAUGCCGAAAAAUUCUAACAGAAAAUUAAUUUUGUUUGAAAUAGUCUUUUUUUUUCCCCCUGAAGUCAUCCACAAAACAAAGAUCUGAAAUGUCAUGAAAACAGUUUAAAAAAGAAAGAAAAAUUGGAAAUUAAAAAAAAGAGGAAAAUACAGUGCAUUUGUGAAAAAGCACUGCUUUCUCACCUUAAAAAAACAUAUCAGAUAAUGACCACAGUAACAAUGGCUGAUAAAAAUCUGACCAUUACUGUGCCAUCAGCCUUGCAGCACCACUUUCAGAACUGGAGACAAUUCCAUGUCAUCUUUAGGUCUCCUCAGUGGAAGAUGGUUUAGGAUUCACAGUUCAUUUCUCAUCGCACUAAUUAAUUCGGGAAGAAACUUAGGAAAUAAUCAGCCUGAAAUAAGUACGUGGUUUUAUUUGAAACCAUGAUAAACACUGAGCAUUUCCACCAUGCAUCACAACCCAUUGCUUUGCCAAGGCAAGGGGGAAUACAGAUUACUUUCGUUUGACUUACUGCACACCAUGACUCCCAGCUCUUGCACUGUUUUUGUCGAAAGGAUGUGUAGAUUUGUGGUUGACUUAAGUGGGUAUAGCAGAGAGUGGUGUAAGCUGCCCUGUUUUAUAAAGCACAACAGUCGAUAAGGCUGAAUGGAAAGCUUCAAGCUUUGCCCCAAAUGUGAGAUUCAAGCACGCCCCAUGCAUACUUCUACGUUGUGUAUUUUGGCUAGCAGAAGAUUAGAAAUGUUAGUUUUGGACAGAAGCCAUUCACCUUGCAUAAUAUUUAUUGCACUGGGUUGGAUAUUAGAAACAUAUUUUGAGAACUUUCAUUUCGGUUUUAUUUGACUAUUUCCCUCGAAAUGCCUUCAUUUGAAUAUAAUGGCUUAACAGACCUUCCAAGUCAACCUUAACGCGUUUAAAAAGAUUGGUUUCCUGCUGUAUUCAAAACAGAGUUCAGAACUGAAUGACAAUACAUUAGUCACAAAAACUGAGCUGGAAAUAAGGUAGGCAAAUCUUAAGGGUGAUGAUAAGUCACACAGUAAAAGUGAACAGCCAGUGAACCAAAACCCACUGAAUUUUACUUGUAAUCUGAUCAAGCCCAAGAAAUGAUUCUGUGGUACCAUCCCAGAAGUAAUUCCUGGUGUUGGAGAGAUUACAGAAUUAACAGAUAAGACCGUGUGAAGAUCAGAGAAACAGGAAAAAAAAUAGAGCAGAAAACAGAAACAACAUGGGCAGGACCGUAUGGAAAACCACCAACAGGAUCAAGUCUAGAACUUACAGUUCUACUGUACCCAGCCUGUGGUUUUCUCCAUAGGACUCUGAGUCUUUUUUUUCUUUUUUAAGUAUAAUGAGCACAUAAACACAACCACACUCACAGCUGUCACUGUACCACACAGAAUAAUCACUUGGUUUAUCACUUAUGAGUUUUUCCUAAGUCACUCCUCCAUUGGACAGUAGUACUAGAUCCUUAUUAGCUCAUAUAUCACAGCAUGUUUGGAUAUCACAGUAUGUAAAUAGCUUGGACAUCAAAGUACGUUGUGACAUAUUUACAUUUCUUAGCAUCUUGCCUGUAAUCCCUGUGAAAUGAAUGAGUGUUGCUGGAGGUCAAUGCAUUUCACUUGUGCUUCUGCCCAGUCAUUCUGCAGCGCAGGUGUCAAAGCAAGGUGAAUGCUGGGCUUGGAGCCUGCACCCUUCUGCCAGCUUGGAGCAUCAAGCUCACACCAUCACACAAGCUUCCUCCAGUUAGGGGAGAAGAAACUACUUGCAGUAAAUCUAAGAGAAGAUGCUUCCUGUGGAUCCUAGCUCAGGAACCCUAGGUGAAUGGCCUCAGCAUAGUUUGCUGACCAAGCAUUUCUUUUGUUUUCUUGUCUUCCCUAGGCUGUGACUUAGGGUAACUUGUUUUAUAAUCCUGACAUGUAAGGAUAGCAAUACUAGAAAAUGAGACCCUCACUGUGAUUGAUAAAGCAGAUUAUUAAUCAGCUACAGCAGCUCAGUAUUAAUUUAAAUACAUCAGUGCUGGUGUAUUUAGCACAUUUCUAUGCACAUCCAUUGCAAUGGAUCAUGACUGUAUUCCACGUGAGUUUAUAGCAUGUAUCAGAUUUGAUGUGUGCUCUGGAAGUAACACUGACUACCAGCUUCAUGGGACUUCAUUUUUAGUCAGUGGAUUUUUCAAGGAAUGAGCAGCCAGCUGUUUUGUUUCUUCCUAAUGAAAGCUCAGAUUUCCAAUGACAGGAUUCCAGGAGCAAGAGAUUUAAAUAAAUACAUCCAUGCCCACUGUAUAAGACAGCAAACAAUGAUGAUUGUAUUUACUUGUGAGAAACAGAAUCUGGAGAGUCAUGCAUGUCUAGCAAACAAGUACACGAUUUUUUGACACUGUUGGGUCCAAAGUGGAAUGCUUGCAUGAUUCACCCUUUCAACUCAGCUACAGCUGACACUACUACAAUUCACAGUACAUGUAGUAGUGACAUUAUAAAGGAACAGUAAUUUUCUGCCAAGCUAUUGCCCCAUAGAGUAAAUAUACCAUGCCACCAGCAACAGGACUAACUUCCACUCUGUAACUGUUUCAGUGCUUUUCUUGCCAAUGUUUAACUACAGAUGCUGUGUUAACGUGCAUUGCCACUUGAAGAACCAGUCAGUAAGCUGGGACAGAAGGCAUAUUGUAUUUUAUGACUGAUGUAGUUUCUCUGCAAUCCCUUGGGCUGGUGAAUAAUGCAAGACCUCUUCUGGAAAUAAAUGAAAUGAUUUAUGAUAACUAUGCUUUAUACAGGUGUCAAAUCUGCUUUAUUGAACUUCCCAUUCCUCCAAGCUCCAGUGUAAUUUAGGAACACCCAAGGUACAGAGCUGCAUGUUUGUCUAACUUCUUCAAUAUACAAUUGAGGAGAGAGAGAGGGAAAGAGCACUGUGCUCAGUGCAUUGAUUAGUCAAAUGAUAUGUCUCAAUCAGUCCUUACACAUACCACUGCUAGAGAGUUAUUUCCCAUCGUAUCUUUAAGUCAGAAAACCCCAAGUGCCAUAGUGGUUAUCUCAGCAUAAUGCUAUCAUUCCUAACUUUGCUUAGUACCAUAAGAAAUUUCUGCGUUACAUCCAAAAAGCAUAGAGGCUUGUUAUAUCUCCAAAUUGAUCAAUGUACCACAGAGCAUGCAAGAUUUCAGAUUGUUUUAGCUGAAUUGGAGCAGAAAGCCCACUUCCUAAUUUUGAGCUCAUGGGUUUGUGCAUCUGUACAUGUGUUUGUGGGUGCAUGUGUGCGCUUGGUCCCAACCUAAAUGCAGACUUUCCUGCGACAAGCUCUUCAGGAGGCACCUUAAUCUAGCUACAAGCAGUGAGACCUUGCCAAGUAGGAGUCCAUGCUUCUCAUUUACAGGGCUGAUUAACUGCCCUGCAGGUUCAUGCUCACACUGAAUUUUAAAUUGCAUGUUUGUCAGUUUUUGAUUCAAAUGUAUUUCAAAUAUUUUUUCCUGUUCCGCCUUCCUGCUUUUGUGAACUGUUUUGAAGAGUGUAAUAAAAAGAUGCUUUCUAAUAUUAUUUUGUCAAAAUAUUUUUGUAGCAUAAUAUAUUAAUAAAAUCUUAUUAUAAAUCCGUA
Messenger RNA from Numida meleagris (helmeted guineafowl), 6560 nucleotides. RefSeq names its product TraB domain containing 2B (gene TRABD2B). Gene Ontology annotation, biological process: negative regulation of Wnt signaling pathway. The coding region runs from base 96 to 1664 and encodes 522 amino acids. The record is from RefSeq and is a predicted model, not a curated record. The transcript is spliced from 7 exons. Gene Ontology annotation, cellular component: organelle membrane. Gene Ontology annotation, molecular function: metalloendopeptidase activity; Wnt-protein binding. Lineage: Eukaryota; Metazoa; Chordata; Aves; Galliformes; Numididae.